AUGAAAUUUGCACUGUUGCUUAUUUUAUUUGGUACCUUUAUUUCAUUUGGAGAUCAAAAUUAUGAAGUGGAUGAAAAAAACCUUAGACGUAUAAAAUGCCAUCAUUAUACUAUGGAUUUAUAUGAAGUGGAAUUUGAUGAAGAUGAAUAUUUGCCUAUAGAUAAUGGAUGCUGUGCCAAAAGUACUUCUUAUAAGCCUUCAAUAAAUAAUUUUGCCUUACAGACAUCAGCUGGGGCGAAUUGUAAGUGUGGCUGCUCUUGUGAAUGUUUUUUGUGCCAAUGUUCUUGUAAUUGCACUUCUUAA
Molecule: messenger RNA, 303 nt
Organism: Blepharisma stoltei
Lineage: Eukaryota; Ciliophora; Heterotrichea; Heterotrichida; Blepharismidae
Source: the annotation of a GenBank genome assembly